This is a messenger RNA of Cylicocyclus nassatus, 540 nucleotides long. The record is from the annotation of a GenBank genome assembly. Lineage: Eukaryota; Metazoa; Nematoda; Chromadorea; Rhabditida; Strongylidae.
UCAGGUUGUUGUGAGAUUAUAUAGUCUGAGUCAACCUCAUUUACUUCGCAAAUGGCUCAAAGCUGCAUGAAUUCGUUUCUGAUUUUGCUUGCAGCAGCAUUGGCAGUAGAUGCAGUAGUGUUCUCAGUGGGAUUUCAGCUAAACUGUACUCGAAUGCCACAACGUGAGGGAAACGUGUCGAGUCCGAACCAACUUUUCUGGGUAGAUGUUUGGUUGGUGCAGAAAGGCUCGUAUGGUAAGGAUAAUGUGCUCUCCUCUCGAACAAAGAAAAGCCUAAGUGGUGAUUCACAAAUGAAUUUCGCACUGACGACAGAGGACGUCAAUGAAGGACUUUUGGAUGGCAAGCAUGAAUUGUAUCUACACAUAAAUCAUAACUGCGGUGUGAAGCGUAAUAAGAAGACUAGACACGCCACGAAAAUUGUGGAAGUGGGCGCCAUGGACCCCAACAACAAGUUGAAGUUGUUGGGCACAAUCAACUUACCAUAGACUCUUAACACUUUGUCAGGAAUUUCAAAACGUUUACGAUAAAGUGUUUGGUGU